This is a messenger RNA of Postia placenta MAD-698-R-SB12, 1215 nucleotides long. RefSeq lists its product as hypothetical. The record is from RefSeq and is a predicted model, not a curated record. Bases 1 to 1215 code for a protein of 404 amino acids. The transcript is spliced from 2 exons. NCBI's taxonomy places the organism in Eukaryota, Fungi, Basidiomycota, Agaricomycetes, Polyporales, Adustoporiaceae. Gene Ontology annotation, molecular function: protein binding. Gene Ontology annotation, cellular component: U5 snRNP.
AUGGAGGCACGACCAACUCGUAAACGGGCCGCAGGCUCGACGGACGACGUUCCGCCUCGUGCUUCCACUAAAAAGACGCGAUUUGUAGAGCCUGCCAACGACCCCGUCAACUUCGCGGAGGAAGUAGAUGCACAACUCGAGACGCGCAAUCAUCGAGGUCGCGUCAAGACUGAGGGCUACGAUUCGGACUCGAGCGACGAUGGAGAAAGCGUUGUGAAAAGCCGAAAACCAGGUGUAGAUGGUGCUGUUGAGGAUGAAGAUGACGACAUGUUCGCCAUGGGGGAGAAGGAGGCAGUCAAGGCAGAGGAGAGUGGGAAGAAGAAAGAGGAGUUCUUGCGGCUGGGUGAUAUCGAGGGGCAAGAAUUCGAGGACCAAUCAGGCUCGGAGAAGUCGGAGAGUGAAGGGGAGGCGGAGGACGAGGACGAUGCGGAGCGGCGGAAGAAGGCGGGCAUGGGGUACGAGCUCUCAUCAUUCAACAUGCGGGAGGAGAUGGAAGAGGGCAAGUUCGCCGCAGACGGGACAUAUAUACGGACAUUCGACCCUCAUGCGGCGCACGAUAAGUGGAUGGAGGGUCUUGAUGAGAAGGAGAUCAAGAAAGCGAGACGGAGCCAUCGGCAGAGGGAGAAGGAGCAGAAGGCGAAGCAGAAGGCUGAGGAGCAAGAGAUGAAGAGGCUAGGCGGAAAAGAUGAGGUUGAGAGGGAGCUCGUAGGAAUGCUGAAGAAAGGCGAAACUGUCCUGGAAGCUCUCCAGCGGCUGGGAGCCCAGUCGAAGAAGGCGGGAGGGGCUAAGAAGUGUCCGAACAAUCGCCGCAAGGGCGAUCUGAACGGGAAUGCAAUGCAGGUAGAUGACGCAUCAAGAGACGUCGCUGCCACAAAAACUCCUUCAGAAAUCGACCACAUCACUCAUCUCGCGUCGACCCUGAUGUCGUUGGGUGACACUGACAUCUAUUCGCGCACCUACGAGGAACUUGUACGUUCUAUUAGGUCCGCAGGAAAAGUCGACCAGUCAUGGGUACCACCAUCUGCGGACGUCAAGUACGAAUACAAGUGGGCGGUACCCGACGCCUCCGCUCAAGAGGGACAAAUAUUUGGGCCGUACAGCGAGGACGAGAUACAAGCUUGGUAUAAAGCAGGAUAUUUCGGUCCAUCAGGAGAAAAGGUCGUAGUACGAAAGAUGGGAAGGGAUUGGGGUGGCUGGAGCGACGUCGUGACAUGA